Molecule: messenger RNA, 2073 nt
Organism: Penicillium subrubescens
Lineage: Eukaryota; Fungi; Ascomycota; Eurotiomycetes; Eurotiales; Aspergillaceae
Product: Kelch motif domain protein
Exons: 4
Coding region: 1-2073 (690 amino acids)
Molecular function (GO): protein binding
Source: RefSeq, a predicted model, not a curated record
AUGCAGUCGCAAGAUACUUACCUGUUGCCAGCCAGCCCGGCGAGCGGUCGCCGGGCGACUGCCGCGGCCGACUCGGUCCCCACCGUGAAAAAGGCCCAGGGCCAUGUUCCCGCAUGUUUGGUGAAUGCCUCACUGACGUACUGCGGCAACGAUUGCAUCUACGCCUUCGGUGGCUUUGACCAGUACACUGAUGAAGUGUACAACCACGUGCUCCGCCUUGACUUGAACACCUUGCGAUGGGAAUUGGUGGAUAACUUUGGGGACAUUCCCGGGGUUCGUAUGGGACACACUGCCAGCCUAUACCAAGGGGACAAAUUGAUCAUCUUUGGAGGCGAGAACGAACAUCGCGAAUACCUCUCCGACGUCAUCAUUCUGGACCUCAAGACUUUCCACUGGACAUUACCCCAGAUUAGCGGAUCGGUUCCACGAGGAAGGGCACGCCAUGCUGCUGUUAUUCAGGACGACAAAUUGUUCAUCGUCGGUGGAGUGACUGGUGAGAAUAAUGUAAUUCUAGACGACCUGACAUAUCUGGACUUGCAAACCUGGACCUGGUCUCGAACGUGGAGCUUCACGGCUCGUUUCGACCACACGGCUUGGGUCUGGGGCAACCGUCUCUGGAUCUUUGGUGGACUGGGACCUAAUAUGGAACGAACCUCGGACAUCUGGUGGCUCGACCUCAAAGGCUCGCCUUCUUUAACUGGAAUCACCUCCUGCCAAGACUCUAUAGCUAGUCCUUCCUCUCAACAAAUGUCGCCUCGCUCUGGCAUCUAUCCCGCAAAUUCGGCAAGUGUUCAGGUCCGCAACUUUAGUCGCCGCAAGCCUCUCGCUCCGGGCGCUAUCUCUUGUCUCCGAUUCCACUCCGGUCCGAAUGUUCCCCAACUGUUCUCCGGGACUCACUUUCAAUCCUUCACCUCGGGGGUUCUUCUGGACCUUAUCACACCAUCCGAGACUGUACGGUCACAUGAUUGCAAUCUAUCGGCCCUUGAUUUGAAUGCUCUGCGCUGGCAGCGCCUGGCUGAUGGACAAGAGAUCUUCCGGCCCGGUUAUCGAUGGCACUACUGCACUGUAAACGAAACAGGGACCAAGGCCUGGUUACUAGGAUGCAGUCUCGACUUAGCCAAUAACGCGCCCGGGGCCAGUGACGAGAAUCACAUGAGUGAAAUACUCGCCAUUGACCUGGAGAAAUACGGCUUACUUGGCAACAGCCUGUCAGCGGAGGUUCCUCUCCAGGAUGCCUCAUGGCCAGCUGACCGGCCAGGUCAUUCGCCCGUCUCUGGACUUGGGGCUGACCUCUCAGCCGUGUUUGACCAAUCCCCCGAAUCAGGGAGCGGCGCGGACUUUGUAAUUACUGCCAUUCGUGACGAUCACGACUACUCGGUCUCAGAUGACCUGGGGGAUACCCCAUCCGGAUCUGGCGCCCAGACCCAGCCCAUCUUCAUGGAGCCGAACCCCGCUACCUCAGAUCCUAUUCAUGUUCACAAGAUCAUCCUGCAGCUUCGAUGGCCGCAUUUCAAGCGUCUUUAUGCGGCCCAGAUGGCAGAGUAUCACACCAAGCGGAUGCACAUCCCUGAGCCCUACUCGGUCGUGCGUGCAUUCCUAUACUACCUAUACACGGACAGUAUCGCCGGCCAUCCCGAGUACUGUUCGAGUGUGAUCGACGUGGCAGGGAUGCUAGUCAUGGCCAAUUUGUACGAUAUGCCCAAGCUUCGCCUGCUCUGUGUGAACCGAUUGAGCCGCGAGUUGGACGUGGAAAAUGCCGCCAUUGUCUGGGAGCGCGCUGGUCGAACGAGUGAACACUGGCUUAUGCGCCGAGCUGCACAAUUCUGCCUGACCCACUGGGGCCGCAUUGUGCGGACAGAUGGUUUCAAGUCGCUCAGCCAUCAGAGCUUGAUUGAACUAUGCGAAGUGGUCGAUACCGAGGGUCGUAUCAUUGCAGGGCCUGACCUAGAAAUGGUUGGUGCGUUUGGGGCGGAUGCCCAGGGUGACCGAGACUCGAAGAGUACUCGACUGCGGAUGGGUUCCGCUGUGAGCUUGGAUGAUGAGUCCGAAGAUGAAGAUAUGGUACUUUCAUGA